Molecule: messenger RNA, 2169 nt
Organism: Rhipicephalus microplus (southern cattle tick)
Lineage: Eukaryota; Metazoa; Arthropoda; Arachnida; Ixodida; Ixodidae
Product: trafficking protein particle complex subunit 13
Cellular component (GO): TRAPPIII protein complex
Source: RefSeq, a predicted model, not a curated record
CAACGCGUCAACACACAAACAUGGCGGUGGGCGUGUAGUGGAUGUUGUAAGGUGGCCGCGUGCUGAUGAUCUCUAGACGCACGGUUUUUCAUCGGCGAUCUACGAAACACGUGGCAGACUUUCCUUCGCUUAGUCUCGCGCGCACGCUCGUAGACGAGCGCGGCGAUCAUGGAUCAGAGGGAUCAGUUGCUCGCGCUAAAGGUCAUGCGCCUGACGCGGCCCGCUCUGUUCACGACGUUGCCAGUCGUGUGCGACUCCCGGGACAUACCGGGCAGCAUGUGGAUGCAGGAGCUGAAGCAAGACCUGGGAGCUCCGCUGGGUCUCGAGCUCUUCGGCGCCGGCAGCUUCCUCAUGCUUCCGCAGAGCUUCGGCAACAUCUACCUGGGCGAGACGUUUUCCUGUUACAUGAGCGUACACAACGAUAGCCAGACCACCGUGCGCGACGUGUCGGUCAGGGCCGAGCUACAGACCGACUCGCAGAAGGUGUUGCUCGCAGGGCGCGCCGACGGUGCCGUAGCGGCCGCCGAGCUAGCCCCCAACAGCAGCAUCGACGAAGUGAUCCACCACGAAGUGAAGGACAUCAACACGCACAUACUGGUCUGCACCGUCAACUACACGACGCAGGCCGGGGAGAAACUGCACUUCCGCAAGUUCUUCAAGUUCCAGGUAUACAAGCCACUUGACGUCAAGACGAAGUUCUAUAACGCCGAGUCCGACGAGGUCUACCUUGAGGCGCAGCUGCAGAACAUCACCUCUUCACCCAUAUGCCUCGAGAAAGUGGCACUCGAGCCAUCCCCGUAUUUCAACGUCUGCCAGCUCAACACAUGCGGAGACAGCCAGAGUGUGUUUGGUCUCGUCAACUUCCUGAACCCACACGACACGCGGCAGUACCUGUUCAGUCUCUCGCCCCGGAUGCCGUCCUCAGAGACGAGCGAGCCAGUGGCACAGCCCGAGAAGCGUCGCAGCGGUGUCACCAGCAUCGGCAAGCUCGACAUCGUCUGGCGUUCGGCCAUGGGUGAGAGAGGGCGUCUGCAGACAUCACAGCUGGAGCGUAUAGCGCCCGGUUAUGAAGACAUUAAGCUCACAAUCGAGUCAGCUCCGAGCACGGUGAACCUCGAGGAACCAUUUGAGAUCGCCUGCUCGGUGAUGAACACGUGUCAGAGGACGAUGGACCUGGUACUCGCGCUCGAGAACUUGCCGUCUUCUGGUCUGCUCUGGCAGGGCAUGUCAGGUCAGAGCCUCGGCAAGCUGGAACCCCAGGCGACCGUUCGAAUCACGCUCGAGGCGGUGCCGUUCCGGACGGGGCUUCAGAGCAUCUCGGGCAUCAAGUUGUCAGACGCUUACCUCAAGCAGACGUACGAUUACGACGAGAUAGCAUGUGUGCUCGUAUGUGCCAAUGGAACAACAGUUUCGUGUUGACGGCGGUUUGUGUUUAUUUCGCUGUUUCGAAAAGCCUGGUGUCGCCGAAUGGCAUCACUGCACGGACAAACUGCUGUGUGAAAGCUUUGUUGCCAUUUUUUGCAGACUUGUGCGCACUUGCGAGGCUACGAAAUGGUUUAUAUUUGUUACGUGUCGUUAAAGAAUAUUAUAAAUGCUGAACGAUUUGAUUUACUGGUACAUAUUUUUGUGGUCUUUUUUUUUAUAUACAGCGAUCUUUCACCACGUUGAAUAAAAGAUCGAAAUAAAACAACUCGCAAUGUAGAGUUCUGGUUUUAUUGGCUAGAGAUAUAAGCAUGCUUGUAAGACUGGCCGACAAACUUUCGAACUACACAUAUAUCUCUCUUUUCAAACAGUAAAUCUCAUCUGUAUUGAACGGAAUGUAUCACAAGAAUGUACACAAAUAUGGGGGGAGGAGAAAAAACAAACGCCUUCCCCACUGCAUUGGCAGCGAGGUCCAUGCCCAUCUGAGUAAAUUAAAGGUGGCUUAGCUUCGUACAGUCGGAGACAAAAGUAUGUGGACCACAGUAGUUGACAAAGGAUUCCUCUUUGCUGCAGCCUUAAGCCGACCAAGUACGGUCUAAACACUGUGCGCACCAAGAAUUAGUUUUUGUAAAUUAUGAGCUGUUUCAGUGUUCUUAAGCAACCUAUGAUCUGCAAACUUCCAUACACAAAUGCACAAGCACCGACUGAAGGGAGCUGCGAGAAAAGAAAUAAAACGCAUUUUGAGAG